UGAAAAGUGUUUUUUUCUUCAACAGAGCAGGCCCCUUAAGUAAAUGUUUGUGCAGUGGAGCUCUGUAGGUCUUCAGUGAAUUUUGUCACCAUCCAGUAUAUCUUAACAGUAAAUAGUUCAUUUUAGUUGGUCCCGUCAGUUUACAAUAGACAAUAGUCAAAGAAGCUCUCAUGUAAUAACAUGUAAAUUAAGUGCAAAUUCUGAAUUUUGUGGAAUCUGUCCUUGUAGGCAGUAAAGGAACAGGUUUCAUUGCAUGGCGAAAGGUAAAGAAAUGAAGCACAAGGUUUCGACUGAGGAGCCUUCAUCAGGUGUAACAGAGAGAGAGGGGAACUAGCAGAUAAAUAAGGCAGAGAAGAAAAGACAGAGUAGUUAAGUAGGGGCGGUUGUGAAGCAGGUGUAUUUGACAGGAGCAAUGCUCAGCAUCAAUCCCCUGGAGAAUCUGAAGACCUACAUCAGUAGCCGGCCUCCACUGGUCAUUUUUAUGGUCAGUGUAAGUGCUGUGGCCAUUGCCUUCCUCACUAUCGGCUACUUCUUCAAAAUUAAGGAGAUCAAAUCCCCAGAGAUGACUGAGGACUGGAACACCUUCCUGCUGCGCUUCAACGAGCUGGAUUUCUGUAUCUCGGAGAACGAGACCCUGAAGCAUGGGCUGAAUGAGUCGACUACGCCGGAGAGCACCGUGACCAGCGGCCAGGCCCGGCUCAACACUCAGGCCCCCCCCCUGCUGGAGGACUCGGGUCCCAUCAACAUCUCUGUCCCCAUCACCCUCACGCUUGACCCCCUGCGCCCGUUCGGGGGUUACUCCCGCAACAUCACCCAUCUCUACGCCACAGUGCUGGGCCAGCAGGUCGGCCUUUCAGGCAGGGAAGCCCAUGAAGAGAUGAACAUCACCUUCACCCUUCCUGCGUCCUGGAAUUCGGAUGACUGCGUUCUGCAUGGGCACUGUGAGCAGAUGGUGUUCAUCAGCUGCAUGACCAUCACAGCAGCCAGCAACGUCUUCCCAGUCACAGUGCAGCCACCACACUGUGUUCCUGAGACCUACACCAAUGCCACAUCCUGGUACAAGAUCUUCACCACAGCCAGAGACUCCAACACCAAAUACUCGCAGGACUACAACCCCUUCUGGUGUUACAAAGGAGCUGUGGGCAAGGUGUAUCAUGCUUUAAACCCCAAGCUCACUGUCAUUGUCCCAGACGAUGAUCGCUCGCUGAUAAACCUGCAUCUCAUGCACACCAGUUACUUCCUGUUCGUGAUGGUGAUCACGAUGUUCUGCUAUGCAGUCAUCAAAGGCCGGCCAGGAAAAUUACGUCCGAAUAGUGCAGACUUCUGCCCUGAAAAGGUGGCUCUGUCUGAAGGAUAAGAAGUAUUGGAAAUCUGAAAUGAGAAUGAACCUUAAAAAGAAAAAUAAUUAAAAAAAACUGAUAACUGAUUUUACUAGUUGCCUACUGAACCCAGACAAGGGUGAAAAGCUCUGUGAAUGCAUUUUUCUGCAACGUUGGGUUACUCCAACCAAAGACAUUUUAAGUGCCUGUAUCUACUGUGUAAAUAUUUGUAGGGUUCUUUAAUUCAAUGCAGAAGUUGUCAGCUGGUGCGCCGGUGCCAUCUUUGAUGAAGCCUGACUUGACGUUGGACAGCUGUGGAUAUUCCAGAGGUGGUGAAUGGGAAUUGCACUUCUACAUACUUCUCUUCUUUUUUAAUUGUUGUUGUCUAAAGAAACUGAGCCCUGGGAAACUGAAGAAUGCAUCCUGAAAAAAAAUCUGGGACAGUUCUGCCCUUGCCUGAUACUGAAGUUGUGCAAUGUGAAUAUCAGGAUUUGGGUUUCUCCACGACAACAUUAUCCAAGUUUAUCCCACAGCAGCCUUUGGGUUAGAAUUAAUAUUUACAUUUUCUUUUUUUAAAGUCCUCAAACAGGAGUUUUCUGCUGUUUAAUCAUGUGAAGAUCCUUGCUCCCUGAUCCUAUGAAGCUGCUCUGUGGAUCAAACCGGAGCUGCAAUGUUUGCUAACAGACUAGGCCUCACCCAGACAGUCUGAGUUAAGCAUCCCCACCAUGCAGCUAAAUGCUACAAGCCUUCUGACAGACUUAUAAAUCAAUUCAGCAUGGAUAUCCAAACACUUCUGAACGUCUCUGAAAAAGACUGCCUGCUGAAUUCUUCCCAUUCGUGAGAUGGGCUCAAGUCCUCCUUAUAGCAAAGAAGACACAAACCUAAUUUUGAUCUAUGUUGGUUUGAUAAAAAAGUCCAUAUCUUUGAGAGCUUGACCUAGAAGACCAUUUAUUUUAAUUUGAAUUCCCCAUACACAUACAAACUGUGCUGUAAAUUGUUCUUAACCUCCUGGUGCUUCCAUAAAAUAGUUGUGUACUGUGCAAAGAUGCUUGUAUGGUGCCACUUCCAUAGGCAGGUUGAAAGUAUAACAUUGGUAACUUUUUUCGUAAUAAGGUUUUGCAUUAACUGUCUAGCCUGCAAGGGACUGUUGGCUUAUCGCUUGGUUCCAUUAAGGAAAUCAUUUUUUACAAAUCCAAAUAUGACUUCAACACUGAUCUAAAUUUUAAACGGGUUGCUGCGUUUGAUUCCAAGAAGGUGACAUAUUACAGCAAAAACAAGUUUGAUUGAAUGUACUAUUCUGAGGUAGUAGCUGCAGAUGAUUGACACAAGCUCUUAAAGAGAAAAUGUGAGAAUCCAGUGUAUGUGUGUCGGUUCCAGUUUAAAAUAUUCUAAAUUUAAUAUUUUGAGUGAAACAUUAUACUUGUCCUCAAUGUAGACCUUUGUGUUUUUUCAUAUUUGAGCUUUCUUAAACUCUUAAACUCUUAAGAAUGCUGCCUGUCAUUCUUUUGAUGUCUCUUGCUUCUCCAUAGUUUCCAGAAUUAGUUAACUAAACGCCCUUUUUUUCCAAAACUUUCUUAUCCUCAUCAGACUAUUUACUUACCUUUUAUUUCUGUUAACAAUAUAAUAAUAUGGAAGUAAUUCUGUCAUUUUGUCCAGCUGUGAUACGACAUUACUUUUAGAACUUACGUUAGGAACUUGAGACCUUGUUAGCUAAUACAACAAUCUUCUCUUGAGAAACUGGCACAGCUGCCCUGCUCUGCUCACUCCUGUGAGAUGGUGUUACCCACCUGCUAGAUAUUUUUAUAUUUGCCCCCUCGCUUCUGUCAUCUGUAUUUUAAUGAAUGCUUUUGAGUGAAACUGUUAGUACAUUGGAAACUGACAUUUUUGUGUAUGUCCCUAGGACAGGUGUCGAAGGGAGUAGUAUAACACUACCUAACCAGCGUGCCUCAGUCUUCCUCCACCUGGAGACUGUAUUUUUGACUCUUUGCCUUUUGUCUUGAAAGUAAGAUGUUUUUUUUUUAUUACACAGUCAAAUGUGUCAGAACAGUUAAAUUGAGUUUCCUCAUUAGAGGACUGUCUUGGUUUAAAAUAUGUGUAUCAUUUUUGUCUGUAUUGUCUUCUAUUUGAUUUACAUUUAUUGCAGUCCUCACAGUCAGCAAUUUUUAGCUGUAAAGGUGGUUUUAUCAGAAACAGUAUAGGCACUUCAGAUGAAUUAUUUUUUUUCUGCACAAUCCCUUAAUGGACUGUGGUAGUUUUUACUCUUAAGACAUGACUGAGUGUAAUUUUUAAAGCAAACAUCUCUUGUGUUGUGCUAUAUACCAUAUAAUUGAAGAUGGUGAUUUCUUUUCAAAAUUAAGUUUUGGGGCAGAUUCUUCUUUCCAUGUUAGGUUUGGCUUUUAGCUUGCUAGACCUUUACCUCCUGCAAUUUAGAGCCUUACAUCGGUUAAGAAAUCCAGACUAAUCUAAUAGGUUGUGACAAGACAUCCCAGACACAUUAAUUUACAUUUCUAGAAUCUGCAGUUCUCGGAGAGUUCUGCUUCUGUUGCUGGCAGAAUUUCAUUUGCUUGCGAUUGCUGUACGUUUGAGUGAGGAUCCAGGGCUGGUGCUUGAAGUUUUUGCACCAGAUUUGGGUAUGAUUUUAAAGAGGGGUGUCAAACUGGAGGGCCUCAGCGUCUGAUAACUUUGUUGUACUUAGUUGCUUAAUUAAUGUUAAGUUUUUAGGAUGUGUAUAUAUAUUUAUUUUAACAGUUGAUUACAAUGCAUUUGAUUUAAUUUUCAGUAUCAGUAUCCUUAGAACCUGAAACAGCACUAUUAUACCUAUUAAGUUUAUUACAUAAUUGGCCUCAAACCCAGACUCUCAACCCCCAUCCCCAUGUUUUAAAACGUAAAUAAAACUUUGUGCUGGAACGGCUGUUUAAGACCAACAAACAAGUUGGCUGUGAUAGUUUGUCAAACAGGUCAUGUAAGGAAAUUACCAUAAAACAAGGUGUUGGAAGUUUUAACUUCUCUUUCAAGAGACCGUUGAUGAGAUGUGGGCAGAAGUUGUAUCAUUUAUUCAUGAAGUUGUGAAUUGAGUGUUGCAGUUCCUUCAUUUUAUUAAAACAAAAAUGAUGUAUUCCUUUAAAGUUGUACCAAGCUUUUAAGUCUAAUUGUUCAAAGAGUGCCAUCAGGAACCUGGCAUUUGUCAUUGCUUUGUUUGGGAACCAGCUGGGGUGCUGGUUUGUGCACCCUACAGCUGAGAAGCUCCAAUGCCUUGCACGCUAAACAGCAAUGUUCUGGCCUUGUAAAUAGCCCUUUAGUUUGAAAAGUGUUUGCAAGUCAGAGAAGCUGACCGAAUAUCUUCCUCAAUAAAACAUUAAUUAUCCAAUGUGAGAGAAAUGCCUCCUUUUGUUUACCUGCUUCAAGUGUAUUUAUAAAAAACAUUUCUCUACUACAUGAAAUUGGAUAAACCCGUGGUUCCAGAGUGCAAUAUGAAAGCUGAACUUUUUGUGGGUACUUUAGUAAUUACAGUAGCUCCACAAAUGGGCAAAAUGUUUGAAGAUGCAAAAUUCUACAUUGCGUAAAGCUGGGCUGCUUUUUGGAUGGUGUACAAGAUCACAAUAACUGCAAAAAUUAAAAAAUAAUAGCAGCUUUUUAAAUUUGUAUGUUUUUUUCCACUUAAUCUCAUGCUUUAUAUACAAAGGUGGACAAGGUUUCUUCGAUAGAAACUGCAAUUUAAUAUUUGUUUGCUUGGAUUUGAUGACAUGGGUGCCUGAUUCUCUUAAAGAUUUUUAUUACAUCAGUUUUAGUUCAGAAGUUUCAACUUCAGCAAAUGAACUUUUAAUGGAAUGUUUCUUACAUAGAUCUUCAUUUUAUAUCCUUUCUCUUUUCCUCCUCGGAAUACACAUUGCAAUCAAUCCAGCUCCAGGCUGCAGGAGACAGGUCUGUAAUUGAUAGUAAUAGGCAAUAGCUAACACUUUCAUUCUUUGUCACAGCUUCUAAUUAUACAAUGUCAAGAAUACCUUAUAGAGACGCUGUUUGCUUUCAUUAUUCAGAUGAGUGAAUAUGUUCUCAUUAUCCAGUAACAUAAACUUAUGCAGAAUGACCAUAAGAUGGAGAAAACCUAUUACAAAACAUACCUAGUCACUGGUGUUCAAUAAGUGGAUAGGACAUUUUGAAACCACAGUACAUGCUGUCUUAACUGGGACAAUUUAAGAAAAAUGCUAGUCUCUUUCUAUUAUUACCACUCAUUCCUGAUUUAAAAGCACCUUUAAAAUUUAAACUUUAAUGCAAAUUCAGUGCAUUCAAAUGCAAUACAUUUUUCCUCUAAAUCUUUUGGUCACUUUUUUUUCUUCUGUUCUCAGUUUUCCCCCAUCGUUCCCACUCCCCAAAAUCCACAUUUCUUUUCAUUGUCGCCCAAGUAUAGUACUGUGUGCUCUGUCCAGCUCUCCAGUACUGCCUGUUUUCCAUAUGUGAACAAUCAAAACAAUACUUAAUCAGCCUGACAUGAUGAUCACUCAGUUAUCCCAGGAUAAGAUAAGAGCGGGGUUUUGUACAGGAGAGCAUUGAGUGUUUCAUUUAAAGGUGGUGUUGAUAAAAAAACAAAACCUAAUGAGUAGUGGAGACAUUAAAAUAGACGACCCGUAUGGAUGUGUUGACCUUCUCCUGUUUGCAUCAGCUCUGUCUGCUCAAGCAGUAAACAGCUUGAAAGCGAGAGUUUGACAUCUAGAGAGGUGCUGUAAACAUUAGGAGCUAAACACGACUCAUUUCUAAGUCUGCAAACCUAGUUUACCACUAGCAGCCCACAAUGUGAUUCUUGAUUCCACAGGGCUGUCAUUUCAGUUUUUCCACCCUACAAGAUUUGUUGAAUGUGAAGUAUGAUUUCUGACAGCAAGAUCGUUCGGUGUUACAUAAGUCAAAAUGAUUCUAAAUAACGUAAAUCUUGGCAUGCAGCUCACAUUCAGAUCACAUUGAUCUUUUAUUUUUCUAUUUUAGUUUGAUUUGAAUAUUUGGUGUAAAUGCUGUUUCACCAUUGAAGGGUGUGAUGGGUCGGGUGUGUUUUGCUGUGUUUAUUUAGGGGAGGCCUGACCUGUGUUCUUUAAAUUAAUCCAGACAGGCAGAGGAAGAAGGAGUGCGAGAGAGAGAGCUCUGUCAUAGUUGCUGUUUCACUUGUCUUGUUGCAUGAUUGUAAAUGUUAAUAACAGCUGAUCUGUUCCAAUAAUGACAAUCUCUCGCCGAUUGGGUUUCUGUGCAGUUUGUAAAAUGUGCAUAUGCUUUGCUGAAUAAAAAAAUAUAGAUAUUCA
Lepisosteus oculatus (spotted gar) is the source of this 6601-nucleotide messenger RNA. RefSeq names its product transmembrane protein 248 (gene tmem248). Lineage: Eukaryota; Metazoa; Chordata; Actinopteri; Semionotiformes; Lepisosteidae. The record is from RefSeq and is a predicted model, not a curated record.